Ostertagia ostertagi is the source of this 717-nucleotide messenger RNA. The record is from the annotation of a GenBank genome assembly. Lineage: Eukaryota; Metazoa; Nematoda; Chromadorea; Rhabditida; Trichostrongylidae.
AUGUCGGAUAACGUGAAAAAGCCCAAACCGUCAAUUUUACUAUAUUUACUGCUUGCCGUCACUGUACUUGUGCUGCUAUGUGCUGCCACUAUUGCUUUUCUGGUUCUUGGGGGUCGAACUCCGGAACCAAUUCCUGUCGGGAAUGCCACAAGCUCCUCACUGUUCCUUGUUCCGAACGCAACUCAGUCCAGCAGUACUGUUAGUACCGCUCAAACUACCACACAAUCACCUGAUACUACUCGACGGCACCGGUUACGACCUACAACCCCCGCAACCACCAGGGCAUCAACGACGCUGACCGCAGCAGCCUCCACGCCGACGGUAAUUCAUUGCCAGGUGAUUGACAAGUGUUCAUUGGUCGUUGCCGAACGUGUCACCUGCCCGAAAACCAGAGACGAUGUGUUAGCCGUCUCGCCGUCUGCCCUCUCUCCACUACACUAUGCAUUGAAUUUGUCCGUGCAAACUGUUCAGCCUACCAUCACUCUCGAUGUGGACAGCAAACUUCGUAAUGUGGAAGAUAUUCGAGUGGUGAAUUGUGAUACGGGUGCUUCGCUAUGCGUGGCCAAGACAGUGUUCGAUCAACGAGAACAGCGACUUUCUCUAAUUCUCUUCGAAGAGCGUCCAAGCGAUUGCUCCACGAUGGAACCGAAACGCACCGAUCAUGGUGGGAACAUUGAUGUCUCAGGAUCAGCAAAGAGGCUCUCUUCCCAGGUCUAG